AUGUCAUCUCUCUUCAAAUAUUCUGCGGUUCUGCAGACUAUCAAGGCGCGUGAGCACCAUCACAGAUUGAAGAAAGAGAAGAAGAAGAUGUUUAAGCAAGAGAAGAUAGAUUAUGAUGUCACCUGUGAGAGAUUGAAGAAGAAGACAAAGCUGGCAGAGAAGGAGAGAAUUGAGAUCUUAUUCAGGUCUCAAAUGCACUCUAUGAUUCAGGACAUUGAGAAGGCAGCCCUGCUCUCUGAGCAUGCUAAUCUGCUUAUCACUGAGGUGGAAUUCAAGACAGCAGAUCAGGAAAUGCAGGAUUUUGAGGCACAGAUUGACCUGGCUGAAGAGGAGCAGUGA
Molecule: messenger RNA, 339 nt
Organism: Blastomyces dermatitidis ER-3
Lineage: Eukaryota; Fungi; Ascomycota; Eurotiomycetes; Onygenales; Ajellomycetaceae
Exons: 3
Coding region: 1-339 (112 amino acids)
Source: RefSeq, a predicted model, not a curated record